This is a messenger RNA of Staurois parvus, 258 nucleotides long. The record is from the annotation of a GenBank genome assembly. Lineage: Eukaryota; Metazoa; Chordata; Amphibia; Anura; Ranidae.
UGCUGCAAAAACGCAGCAAAAACACACUACAUGCUUUUCUGCAGCUUUUCCAUUGAAGUCUAUAGAAACAAAAAUGCAACUUUAUGCGUUCAAAAAAGUCCCUGACUCUUUCCAAAAAAAUGCACCGGGCAGAUUUAAAGCGCAAAAUGUAGAAAAAAACGCACUACAUGCUUUUCUGUACCAUUUCCAUUGAAGUAUAUAGAACUGAAAAAAACAUUCAAGUCUCUGACCAUUUCCAAAAAAUGCACCGGGUGAAAA